CGUCGCUCUACCCAGGCGGUUGUGUCGAUCUCGGCUUCAGCGGGAGACCCUGGCCGAACCAUGGCGGAGAAAACUCAAAAGAGUGUGAAGAUUGCUCCUGGAGCAGUUGUAUGUGUAGAAAGUGAAAUCAGAGGAGAUGUAACUAUUGGACCUAGGACAGUGAUCCACCCGAAAGCACGAAUUAUUGCAGAAGCUGGGCCGAUAGUGAUCGGUGAAGGUAACCUAAUAGAAGAACAGGCCCUCAUCAUAAAUGCUCACCCAGAUAAUAUCACUCCUGAUGCUGAAGAUCCAGAUCCCAAACCUAUGACCAUUGGCACCAAUAAUGUGUUUGAAGUUGGCUGCUAUUCCCAAGCCAUGAAAAUAGGAGAUAAUAAUGUCAUUGAAUCCAAAGCAUAUGUAGGCAGAAAUGUAAUAUUGACAAGUGGCUGCAUCAUUGGGGCUUGCUGCAACCUGAAUACUUUUGAAGUCAUCCCUGAGAACACGGUGAUCUACGGCACAGACUGCCUUCGUCGGGUGCAGACUGAGCGACCACAGCCCCAGACACUACAGCUGGAUUUCUUGAUGAAAAUCUUGCCAAAUUAUCACCACCUAAAGAAGACUAUGAAAGGAAGCUCAACUCCAGUUAAGAACUAAGAGCAACGUAUGACAGGAAGAUAACAUUUCAUCUUUCGCCGCUGUCCUUUGAAAGGGCCACCGGUUUAUGUACUCUUAGCAGCUCACAGAGUAAUACAUGUUGACUUUAUUUUGUAAAAUUGAGUUAGAGAGGAAAGCAAUGGGUUUUCAUUGUUAACUGUCCUCUGUAAUUUGUAUGAAAUGUAUUAUUUUCCUAUAUCCUUGUUCCUUUUCUGAUCAUUUGCAAAUUUAGUUUAUCUUGUAUUAUAUAAAAUGUUAAUCACAAAUUUUAUUUAUGUAAAAGACUACCCAUGAUAAGAAAAGGCAUAUUGUCACAUAUUUAUAUUCUAACAUAUACUAAACCAAAUAAAAAUGCUGAUGACAGGGCUUUAAGUGAGCAUACUUUAAUCAGUUUUUCUGUUUGCAUUAAUCUUCCCAAAAUAGCUGUCUUAAUUUUUAUUAUGUACUAGCUGUAUUAAAGCUAAUGUGUUUACCUGUUCCUCUUGUGGAUUUGUUGCGGUUUAAAAUUUUAGCAACUGUUGAAUUUAUACUUCACUUUGUUCUUAACAAAAAUAACUGGUUUUCUUUUUAGUAAGACAGAAGUAAUCAGGGAAAGAUGUCUUCAGUAGAACACAAAUUCAGAAAGAAUGAUGUCUGUUUAAAAUGACAAGUAAAUCAUUAUUUACUUUAGUGGUAUUCCUGGGUUUCUGAGGACAAUGAAACUAAGAGAUUUUGAAAUAUCUAUAAAUUUAUGAAUUAUUUUGGCA
This is a messenger RNA of Cynocephalus volans (Philippine flying lemur), 1379 nucleotides long. RefSeq names its product dynactin subunit 6 (gene DCTN6). Bases 61 to 633 code for a protein of 190 amino acids. Gene Ontology annotation, biological process: mitotic spindle organization. The record is from RefSeq and is a predicted model, not a curated record. Lineage: Eukaryota; Metazoa; Chordata; Mammalia; Dermoptera; Cynocephalidae. Gene Ontology annotation, molecular function: dynein complex binding. The transcript is spliced from 7 exons. Gene Ontology annotation, cellular component: dynactin complex.